UCUUCAUUCAAUCUUUCUGUCACUGUGACAUCUUCAGAUACCAUCAAAUCUGACAACGUCCACAUAAACCGAACCCGUCCCUGCCAACCCGUGCCAUGACCCGCCAAGCCCGACCCAUCAGAUCAAACUCCAGAACUCAGAUCUAUCCAACAGCCGCACAACACUGCAAACCACCCAAUGCCAUCCUCGGAUUAUGCGGCAGCCGCCGGCGGCGCGCUCAAACUCAAAGGUGGCGCCAUCACCAAGCCCAAGAAGCGCAAGAAGAAGCCUUCCGCCGACGAACCCACCUCGUCUUCGAAUCCCGACUCGGCGUCCGGAACACCCGCAGCAGAAAGCUCCUCAACGGCAGUCGCAAAGACAGAUAAAGCAAGGGAAUCUUCAGCGACGCCUCGACGCUCAAUAUCCCCUAGUCAAGCUGAGAAGGAGAUAAAAGCGGCGGGGGGACGGCAGAAGACGGAGGCGGAGAAGCGGUACGAGGAAAUGAGGAGGAAGAGAUUGGAAGAGAGGUUGAAGAAGGAGGGUGUGAAGACGCAUAAGGAGAGGGUGGAAGAACUGAAUAAGUAUCUGAGUGGGUUGAGUGAGCAUCAUGACAUGCCGAAAAUUGGACCUGGUUAAGGCAAAGGGAGGGUAAAGACCAUGUUGGCGGGCGCAGCACGAGUUGGGAAAGUUGACGCGGUGGACUCAUCUCAAGAAGGGCUUCACCUGUACGAGCAUGGCGUCUGGUGCAUAUGGGGUUGGUCGGGUCUCACGGGUUGGAAGCAAAGCAUCUCGGAACAGGAACGCUUUCAAGUA
Molecule: messenger RNA, 792 nt
Organism: Westerdykella ornata
Lineage: Eukaryota; Fungi; Ascomycota; Dothideomycetes; Pleosporales; Sporormiaceae
Product: DUF1754-domain-containing protein
Exons: 2
Coding region: 178-615 (145 amino acids)
Cellular component (GO): nucleolus
Source: RefSeq, a predicted model, not a curated record